GGGAUGUGUGCUAGUGCCAGAGUUUUUAUCCUCUACAGCUAAGGACAGCUACAUAAAAUCAAAAGGGAUUUCAGUCUUUAAAAACCAUGGUAGUCUAUGGCUUAUGUCAAUAAUAAAGAUUAAACCUAAUAUUUCGAGAAUAAUAAUUUUACUUUGUGUUGGUUGAUGGUUGUAAGCUGUAAAGUGUAACUAAAAGUAUCUAAUUUAUUUCGUGGUAAUUUUUAUCAUAAAAUAAUAGUUGAAAGAAGCAAAAAUAUAUUGCACGUAACCUUAUUCCGAGAUGUCGGUCACUAAGAUAGAUUCUGUUGAUAAUUUCGUUAAUUUUAUAAGAUCACCAGCUUUAACAGUUGUACAUUUUUCUGCUGAAUGGGCAGAACAGUGCAAUCAAGUUACUGAAGUCCUUAAAGAAUUGGCAAAACUAGAUGAAGUCCAAUCCAGUGGGAGUAAAUUUGGAUUAUGUGAUGCUGAAAACCUUUCGGAAAUCUCAUUAAAAUAUAAGGUAGAUUCAGUACCAACAGUUAUAUUAUUUAAAGAUGGAUCAGCAGUAGAUAGAGUUGAUGGUGCUGAUGCAGCCCAAAUCACAUCUAAAGUCAGAGCCAAUAGUGGGGUUAAAUAUCUAAAGAAUGCCCCACCUCAACAACUAUUAGAGGAAAGACUGAAAGCUCUUAUCAAUAGACAUAACAUCAUGGUGUUUAUGAAAGGCACUAAAGAGUCGCCAAGAUGUGGAUUUAGUAAAACACUUGUUCAAAUACUUAAUGGAACUGGGGUUCAGUAUGAGACUUUUGAUAUUUUAACUGAUGAAGAGGUUCGUCAAGGAUUAAAAACAUAUUCUGAUUGGCCAACUUACCCCCAGUUAUAUGUUAAGGGAGAAUUAAUUGGAGGAUUAGACAUUGUUAAAGAACUGCAGGCAAACGGAGAACUUGAGUCUUCUUUAAAUGCUUGAACUAUGCUUAUCAAUAAAUGUAGCUCAUUUUUUAUUUAUUUUAAUAAAGAUUUUAAAUAAAAAUCUU
Pararge aegeria (speckled wood butterfly) is the source of this 1010-nucleotide messenger RNA. RefSeq names its product glutaredoxin-3 (gene Grx3). NCBI's taxonomy places the organism in Eukaryota, Metazoa, Arthropoda, Insecta, Lepidoptera, Nymphalidae. The transcript has 4 exons. The record is from RefSeq and is a predicted model, not a curated record. The coding region runs from base 281 to 943 and encodes 220 amino acids.